Messenger RNA from Fusarium venenatum, 762 nucleotides. Its product is annotated as HSP20-like chaperone. Lineage: Eukaryota; Fungi; Ascomycota; Sordariomycetes; Hypocreales; Nectriaceae. The record is from RefSeq and is a predicted model, not a curated record. Gene Ontology annotation, biological process: protein folding; response to salt stress; protein complex oligomerization.
AUGGCCUUCUUCCUUCCCCGUACUGUCUACCAUACCCAGGCUCCCCUGAACCCACUCUACUAUCUUCUCAAGGAACUUGACCAGUCUGUUUCACAGCCCCAGCAGCCUCAGCAGCCUCAGCAAAGAAGCCGAUGCCAGUCUCAACAGAAGAGCCAGGCUCAGGCUGAAUGCCCCGCCUAUCGGGUGACAACCCGACCAUGGGAGCCCCGCUUUGAGGCUCAUGAGACGGAGGACUCCUUUGUUCUCUACGGCGAGCUUCCUGGUCUGAACAAGGAAAACGUCACUGUCGAAUUCCCCGAACCUCGCAAGCUUGUCGUUAGUGGCAAGGUCGAGCGUUUCACAGAAGCCUCCAAGGCAGCUGAAACAGUCACUGAGCAGACCGCUCCCGCUCCCGUCAUUGAGUCAGACAACGAAGACACCCAGAGCAGAAGUUCAUACCAAGCUACUGUCGAGGACGAUGUUGAUGAUGAGUUUGAGGUCUUGAGCCACACAUCACAAAAGUCAGAGACCGUUAGUCAACCACAGUCUGAGACUCUCAGCGAGAAGGCCAAAGACAAGCAGCCUGAGCAACCCAAGCAGCCUGAGCAACCCAAGCAGCCUGAAGAGCCAAGACGUUCUGGCUACACCAAGGAGUUCUCACGCUACUUCACUUUCCCCACCUACGUCAACCACGAGGCAGUCACCGCCAACCUUAAGGAUGGUCUCCUGACUGUCAUUGUUCCCAAGGCUACUCCCAAGUCUCGUCGCAUCCUCAUUAACUAG